AUGUCACAGACUCAGCUGCGAACACGGGCACACGCAGCUGUUGACUAUGAGGAACAAGCCCAGAAGCUCUCUCUAGAACCCUCGACGAACGGUGAAGAUCCCGAUGCAUCAGGUCAUGCGGUCGAAGCGAACUUCAUCACUCCCCUCGAUCCCGUUAUCGAGACUGCCGAUGGCAACAGGCUGCCAGCAGUUCCCGUCCAGGAAGCGCACAAGAUCAAUCUGCUGAAGAACCGUUCGGAAGGCCGAUCAUACCACCCUGUGCGGCCGAGAGGGUUAACGCGCUUUGACAGGCAGAACGCAGGGGUCGGCGCAGUCGACAGGAAUGAAUUGUUAAAGGACGACCAGGAAAGCGAGUCGAGUCGGCUAGAUGAGGCCAUCCCCGUCCUACAUACCCAUCCGCUCUUUCCGCCCCUGCCUCUAUACGGACCUCCUUCGCUGCUGCGCAAUCUGCAGUGCAUUUUCUUCCGCACAACAUCGGCUUUCCUGUCAACGGCAUUUCUCGCUGUUGUUGUCCUUGGAGCGAUCUUCACCUCGACACCCCACCUCAUCAGAUAUGUGUGGCUGUGGCUCACAUUUCGAGAUCCAGCCAAGCAGAGACCAUUCUACGAAGAAGAACACAGGCGUGCGGCGAUACGCAACGAGAAAGAGCAGGAAUGGAGCUCCCGGAAGAGGAAGCGCUCUGCAUCCGCCAAUAAUGAGACAAGAGAAUGCACAAGUCCGCCGGGAGACGAAUACACACCUCUAGAGGGAGGCCCGGACAAAUUGGUAUGCGACAUCAGAUAUUAUGCCCGUCGUGUCGGGCUCGAUGCCGAACAGUUCAAGGUGCAAACUGAGGAUGGGUUUAUCCUGACACUGUGGCAUAUCUACAAUCCGAACGAGUACAAGCCUAAAGCAGAUUCGGGCAGAGAGCCUGAUUCUCCCGUCGUUUUCUCAAAAUCCCAAGAGGACCUCCAGCCACAUAUUCCCAAACAGUAUCGCGACGGUGAUAGGAGGUAUCCGGUACUCUUAAUGCACGGCCUGUUACAGAGCGCUGGAGCUUAUUGCUCAAACGACGACGACAGCCUGGCAUUCUUCCUUUGCAAAUCUGGAUACGACGUGUGGUUGGGUAACAACCGGUGCGGCUUCGUACCUGAGCACAGUCUUCUGAAAUACCAUGACCCGCGUAUGUGGGCAUGGAACAUGCGACAAAUGGGAGUGAUGGACCUACCUGCGCUCAUGUCCCGCGUUCUUGAGGAGACCGGAUUUGAGAAGCUUGGCCUGGUCUGUCACAGUCAAGGAACCACGCAGACGUUUGUUGCGCUGGCAAAGGAGCAACGCCCGGAUUUGGGAGACAAAAUUAGCGUCUUUUGCGCGCUCGCUCCAGCAGUCUACGCUGGGCCUCUGAUCGGGAAGAUGUAUUUCAAAUUUAUGCGCGUGAUAUCGCCAGCGAUGUUCAGAAUUUUCUUCGGUAUUCACGCCUUCAUUCCGUUAAUGAUGGCAAUGCACCGCACGUUACCUGGCAAACUCUAUGGCGCGAUGGGCUACCGAGUCUUCUCAUUCCUGUUCGACUGGACCGAUACACGAUGGGAUCGUGGUCUCCGGGAUCGACUGUUCCAGUUCUCCCCGGUCUACGUCAGUGCCGAAAGCAUGCGAUGGUGGCUGGGACGCGAGUGCUUCGCAAGACAGAAGUGCAUCCUUGCAACGCGAGAAGACUGGCAAACGGAGGAUGUGGAGGAUGAGGAAAGGGAAGAAAGCCGCGAACGGGCGAUGUCUCGAAGUUCCGAUCGUGGCCAAACGGCUUGGUAUGAUGAACAUGUCCCUCCUAUAGCACUCUGGGUGGCGGGGAGCGACGAACUUGUCGACGGCAGGAGACUUCUCAGGAGGUUCGAACGUGGUCGCGAGCCCCAUGUCCAAGUGGUGCAUAGCAAGGUUAUUGAGGAGUACGAGCAUCUCGAUGUCAUUUGGGCAUUGGACUCCAUAGAGCAGGUCGGCAAGGAAGUUCGACAGGUGCUCUGGCAGACGAUGCCGGAGGGAGCGAGGCGCAUAUGCAGGAAGGUGUCUGGGGUUGACGAUGUGGUGGAGGCGAGAGAUCAACGCUCAGAAGACCGACAUUAG
This is a messenger RNA of Cladophialophora carrionii CBS 160.54, 2094 nucleotides long. RefSeq lists its product as uncharacterized. Lineage: Eukaryota; Fungi; Ascomycota; Eurotiomycetes; Chaetothyriales; Herpotrichiellaceae. Gene Ontology annotation, biological process: lipid metabolic process. The transcript has a single exon. The coding region runs from base 1 to 2094 and encodes 697 amino acids. The record is from RefSeq and is a predicted model, not a curated record.